Myzus persicae (green peach aphid) is the source of this 2697-nucleotide messenger RNA. It is a transcript of the gene Cip4, whose product is annotated as formin-binding protein 1-like. Gene Ontology annotation, molecular function: protein binding. NCBI's taxonomy places the organism in Eukaryota, Metazoa, Arthropoda, Insecta, Hemiptera, Aphididae. The coding region runs from base 412 to 2235 and encodes 607 amino acids. The record is from RefSeq and is a predicted model, not a curated record. The transcript is spliced from 13 exons. Gene Ontology annotation, biological process: signal transduction.
UUUAUGCUUUUAUCAGUUUGUUCGUCGCACCCGUUUCGCGCACUUGUCUUCGUUGUUUGUUAUUUAUUUCAAUUUUCGACAGUCUAGUGUCUACCAGUUUCCUCUUUCGCCGUUGGGUUUUUGCGGUUAAUUUUCUAUUUUUUUUGUGCGUCAACGACCGACAAUACUAUAAUACAUUUCAUUCAAUAAAAAUAUGUCAUUUACUCCUCUUGUCAUCUGCUACCGUCGGCGUCGAUUUCAGUGACGAAUUCGGAACCACCUUCGUAGUGCGUCUGCUCACCGUUCGGUUAUCUUGUUUUACUCCCAAACCGGGUCGAAGUAAAAAGAAUUAAAAAAACCCGUCUCCAAUAACUACGUGGAUUAUCGUCUGUGACACCUGUUUGGUGGUUUGAUGUGGAAAAACAGCGAACGAUGAGUUGGGGAACGGAAUUAUGGGACCAGUACGAUAAUUUAUCGUUCCACACUCAAAAAGGCAUUGAUUUUCUUGAAAGAUAUGGGCACUUCAUCCGCGACAGAUGCCUCAUUGAAAUGGAAUACGCUGGCAAACUCAGGCGAUUGGUUAAAAAUUAUCAACCCAAAAAAAAAGAAGAAGAAGAAUAUCAGUACAGCACGUGUAAAGCUUUCAAGGCGAUGUUGUGCGAAGUGAACGAUUUGGCAGGUCAACAUGAGGUGAUCGCUGAAAAUCUCCAAUCCGACGUCAUCAGAGAAAUCAAUUAUCUAGUGAAGGACAUCAAAGAAGAGAGAAAGAAGUUGCUCCAGGACAGUGCGAAAUAUGUGGCGAUGAUCAACAACCAGGUGGCGUCACUGGAGAGGUCGCGGAAAAACUAUGAAAAAGCGUUCAAAGAGGCAGAAAGGGCUCUGGAUAACUUUCAGCGAGCCGACGCUGACCUCAACUUGUCCCGAGCCGAAGUGGAAAAGCAAAGGAUGAACAUGGCCAUCAAAAACCAGCACUGUGAGGAAUCAAAAAACGAGUAUGCCAACCAGCUGCAAAAAACCAAUGAGCUUCAGAGCCAACAUUACAAAGCGCUGAUGCCGGAGGUGUUCAGGCAGCUGCAGGAACUCGACGAGAAACGCAUUCGAAACGUCAGGCAUUUCAUGGCCCAUUCGGCGGACGUGGAACGCAACGUUUUCCCGAUCAUAAACAAGUGUCUGGACGGCAUCAUAAACGCUGCCAAUCAAGUGAACGAGAAACAAGACACGAUUUUGGUGAUAGAACGGUACAAGUCUGGUUUCGAACCACCCGGAGAUUUCCCGUUCGACGAUUUAAGCCGCGGCGGCGAAUCCACGCCGCUCAUAUUGCCCGGUAGCGGCAACACUUACGUGUCAUCGGGCGUUGGCGCCCACAGGUCCGAAUCGAUGACCGUCAAGGGCACCAUGUCGGCCGGCAAGCUGAAAAAGCGUGUGGGCCUGUUUGCCAUAUUUAGCUCCAACAAGCUAAUGGACGUAUGCAGUUCUGUAAAGAAUAAUCUUUCAUCUUCGGGCGAUAAGGAUGACUACAGUGAAUUACCGCCAAAUCAACGUCGAAAAAAGAUCCUUCAAAAAUUAGAUGAAAUGCAAGCAAAAUUACAUCAAGAAAUAGCCGCCAAAGACGGCUUAAUGAAAAUGAAAGGAGUAUACGAAUCUAACCCGGCCCUAGGUGACCCAAUGUCCACAGAAGGUCAACUGAAUGAAUGUUCCCAGCGUAUCGAUAAACUCAACUCUGAUAUAGCGAAGUACCAGGGACUUUUACAAGAAGUCGAAUGUAAUGUUAGUCCUGCGGGUACGCGUAAACAUGAAUUGGCAGAACAUAAUGGUAUCGGCAAUGGUAGCACUAACAACCUAUCCAAUCACAAUAAUAGAAUAAAUACGUCUUUAACGGAUGGACGAGCUCCUCUUGGAGAAGAUGAAUCUUUGAGCCGUUCAGCGUCUGAUUCCAGUGUUUCUAUACCUGCUGUUGGAUUAAACAAUCGAUACUCUGGUGAGACUGUAAGUCUGGGCGCUUCGCGUAACUCGUUGGCAAAUGAUGAAGAUCCUCCGCCUUAUUAUGAUAUUCACGAUUUGCCACCACUGGGAACUUGUACUGCUCUCUAUGCGUUUGAAGCUACAAGCGAAGGGUCAAUACCAAUGUUUGACGGAGAGCAACUGUUAAUCAUCGAACAAGAUCAAGGAGACGGUUGGACGCGUGUUAGAAGACAACCUCCCAAUGUUGAGGAAGGUUUUGUACCUACGUCCUACAUCUCCAUACACUCCAGCUGAACAGAGGCAUUUAUUUUAAAUGUUUACGACACCCUAUGACAUUAAAAUCAAUUGUGUAUAUACUAAACUAAAACACCCUAUCCAUAAAUAAUUUUAGACUUAUUUUUUUUUUUUUUAUGUAUAAGGUUGUGAAAAGUGCCAAUUUUUUAAUGAAAAUGAUAUUUAAUCGGUCCGAGCUCAAGUUGUCAUGUAGGAUUUUUUUUAAGUUAGGAAUUUUGUUUUUAAUUAUUAUCAUUAUUAUUAUUAUUAUUGCUUUCAGAUAAUCAAAUUUCUUUAACCAAUGUGCAAUUGAAAUGGACCAGUGGCAAAUUAUUCAUCUUGCUUGACUUUUUAUUUUUCUACUUCAGCCACUGUGUCUUAUUGUUUCCCGUCGUUUAACCCGUUGAAAGCCAAAACGAGAAUGUAAUAAGUUUUCAACUUAUAAAGAGUUUCCGUCCACCUUUAUUUUGUUUUAUUAAUCGU